Molecule: messenger RNA, 676 nt
Organism: Megalobrama amblycephala (Wuchang bream)
Lineage: Eukaryota; Metazoa; Chordata; Actinopteri; Cypriniformes; Xenocyprididae
Product: actin cytoskeleton-regulatory complex protein pan1-like
Exons: 2
Coding region: 8-586 (192 amino acids)
Molecular function (GO): nucleic acid binding; zinc ion binding
Source: RefSeq, a predicted model, not a curated record
AUGGCUGAUGGCCGACGGAGGCGACGUGGAGCAGAUGAUCGAUCGCGUGGUGCUGGAACAGUUCACCACUCGGCUCCCGAAGAAGACCGCCGAGUGGGUCCAGUGCCACCGGCCCACGUCGCUGGAUUCGGCCAUCCAAUUGGCGGAGGACCACUUGGUGGCGUGCCCAGGGGUCGGCGAACCCUUGCCAUCUGUCUCUCUCUCUCCCUCUCUUCCUCCCCUCUCUCUCUCGAGACCUGUCCCUCUACCUAGGUCCCGUCCGCCCGGCCCGCCUCGUGUUCCGCCCCGGGGGCGGGGUGGAACGGAUUCUCAGCAGUUCGUGGCGCCAAGAGCCCCGCCCAGGGGGGCGGGACUGGCCACCGCCGGGCUGGACCCCGCGCCUGCUUCUCCCCUCUCUCCACGCCAAUCAUUCGGCCCGUUCUCCGCCACUGGAGCGGCGGGCAGGUCUGGGCUGGCCUGUUGGCGUUGCGGGGACCCGGAUCACUUCAUAGACCGGUGUCCAGUGAUGGAGGUGGGGACAUUGAUCCGGGUCCCGGACGACCUGCAGGUCGCCCCCGGUCAGGCUGGUCAGUACCAGAUACCAUAAUUGGCGUGGAGACAGGAUAAAACGCCAGGAGAAGCAGGAGCGUGUGAGAGAGAGAGGGACUGCUGACAGUCAGACUGAGUGAGCUGUGCU